GCUUCGAGGGAUAGAAGAAGAUGUGUUAAAAAUAAUCUGUGAGAAACUCAAGCCCGUGAGUUAUGCUAAGAACAGCGACAUUAUUCGAAAGGGUGAACCACUUGACAAGAUGGUCUACAUUGUAGACGGAGAUGUAUCCAUUGAAGAUGUUUCGAGACAAGGUGAAGGAGAAUUAUGUGGACAAGAACUUCUACGUUGGCCAUUCUACUAUGACUUCCCUUUCACUAAAACACCGUUGGCAACUAAAUCUGUCAAGGCAAUUAGUGUUGUUGAAGCCCUUGCUCUUGCCGCAAACGACUUGGAAAGUAUAUACCGUCAACCAGACAUUACAAGAAAAGAGGCGUCUAGACACAGAAAAAUGAUGAAAGAGGAGAUGGAGACAAAUAUAGAUGGGUUGAUACGUAAAAAGGGAUUUCCUGAAGAGUUUAAUCAGGAUGUAAAGUCACGGAUCAUGGAAAAGAUAGAAGAACAAGUUCAGAACGAUGAUCUUUAUUGGGAUAAGCUUGAUUGGGAUCAUCUUGUUUCUCAUGUUUCCAUGGAUUUUCAAAAUGAGAUCAAAAGGCGCAUGGCAUUGACUAAGUUGAAUACGCAUGAAUUGCCGGUGCCAAUGCUUCGAGGGAUAGAUGAGGAUGUGCUCAAAAUAAUCUGUCAGAAACUUAAGCCCGUGACUUAUACUGAGAACAGCGAUAUUAUUCAAAAGGAUCAACCACUUGACAAGAUUCUCUUCAUUGUAGACGGAGAAUUAUGUGAUUCUGAUGGUUCGAACCGACGUGCAGGAGAAGUAUGUGGAGAAGAACUUCUACGUUGGCCAUUCUACUCUUACUUCCCUCACAGAAAACCGUUGGCAACUAAAUCUGUCAACGCAAUUGGUGUUGUUGAAGCCCUUGCUCUCAACGCACAAGACUUGCAAAGUGUAAGCUCUUAAUCAAAUGCACAUUUCCUUUAUUACAAUUGAGCAUCCAUAGUAACAUUAAUUGGAUAAGAGAGAGAUCCAAGAAUUACCCUUAUUUAAACUAUCAGAUAAGACUUUCAUGUUUUCAAUGCAACCCUUCACGUGCGGGGCCAUUUAAGCCCAA
Malus domestica (apple) is the source of this 1076-nucleotide messenger RNA. RefSeq lists its product as uncharacterized. Gene Ontology annotation, molecular function: monoatomic ion channel activity; ATP binding; protein kinase activity. Gene Ontology annotation, biological process: monoatomic ion transport; protein phosphorylation; transmembrane transport. The record is from RefSeq and is a predicted model, not a curated record. Gene Ontology annotation, cellular component: membrane. Lineage: Eukaryota; Viridiplantae; Streptophyta; Magnoliopsida; Rosales; Rosaceae.